Molecule: messenger RNA, 3377 nt
Organism: Cygnus olor (mute swan)
Lineage: Eukaryota; Metazoa; Chordata; Aves; Anseriformes; Anatidae
Gene: GIPC2
Product: GIPC PDZ domain containing family member 2
Exons: 6
Coding region: 60-1019 (319 amino acids)
Molecular function (GO): protein binding
Source: RefSeq, a predicted model, not a curated record
GCCGGGGUCAGAGUCCGUUGCGGGGAGCCGGCGACGGGAGCGUGCGGCAGGCGGGGAAGAUGCCCCUGGGGCUGGGGAACAAGAAGAAGAGCAAGGCCAAGGACACCUCCAGGCUGGUGGACAGCGAGGCGGCGGCCCCCCCACCGGCGGCAGCGGCAGCCCCGGCCGGGGCGGGGAGCGCGUCGCGGCUGCAGUUCCACGCGCAGCUGGCGCACGGCAGCCCCACGGGCCGCGUGGAGGGCUUCGGCAGCGCCCGCGAGCUCUACACCAAGGUGGCCGAGGCCUUCGGCAUCGCCCCCGCAGAGAUCAUGUUUUGCACUUUGAACACUCAUAAAGUUGAUAUGGACAAGCUGUUAGGUGCUCAGAUUGGCCUUGAAGAUUUCAUAUUUGCCCACAUAAAAGGAAAACGAAAAGAAGUCGAAGUUCUUAAAUCUGAUGAUAUGCUUGGACUUACCGUUACAGACAAUGGAGCCGGCUGUGCAUUUAUAAAGCGAAUCAAAGAAGGUAGCCUUAUGGACCAAAUCAAAAUGAUCUGCGUGGGUGAUCACAUAGAGUCUAUAAAUGGAAAAGAUGUGUCAGAUUGUCGGCAUUAUGAAGUUGCCAAAAUGCUAAAAGAUCUGGAGAAAGGUCAGGUGUUUAAGCUGCAGUUGAUAGAGCCCAGGAAAGCAUUUGAAGAGAUAGAACCGAGGUCCACAGGUAGAGCUUUGACAGAGGCUAAAAUCUCCAGAGGGAGAGAAACACUUCGGCUGAGAACUAAAGGCCCUGCCACUGUGGAGGAAAUGCCAUCUGAAGUUGAAGAAAAAGCAAUAAAAAAAGUGGAUGAGCUUCUUGAAACAUACAUGGGGAUAAGAGAUAUUGAAUUAGCUGCAACAAUGGUGGAAGCUGGAAGAGACAAGAAAAACCCAGAUGAAUUUGCAGUGGCAUUGGAUGAAACUCUCGGAGACUUUGCAUUUCCAGAUGAGUUUGUCUUUGAUGUAUGGGGAGCAAUAGGAGAUGCUAAGCAAGGACGACUGGAAUGAGAAUUGUGUGUCAAUCCCUAUUCAAAAGUACAAAAUGACUUUCAAAUACAUCAGAAUACUAAUACUUCUAUUGUUAUAAAUCUAGGGUGCUCUGUAUAAGUAUUCUUAUCAGAAAAUUUCUAUUGCAAAGGAAAGUUUUUAACAAAAAUGAAGAUAAAACCAAAGAUUUGACAACUGUACACUUAAAACAAACAAUUUACAUGUAGAAAUCAAUGAGAGGAUUGCGUCAAGGAGAUGUAUAUAUACACGCAUUUUAUGAAAAUUCAUGUGCUUAGAUAUCAAUAUUCUGAAGUGUUUGACAUGCAACAAAAAAUUAGGACUAUUUUAUCUCAUUUUUUAGAAAGGUUUAUAUACUUGAUGGAAAACUACUCAGCAAGACACUGUAGUUCCCUGGUCUUUUCGUGUUCUUAUGUGUUCAACCACACUGAGAGCUGUGGAAAACGUAAAGCUUUAGGCUUUUAUACUGUUUGGCCUGGAUUUAUUUUUUUUCUGUAGACAAAGCUGGGAAGAAGCCACCCUGCUUCCAGAAAAUCUGCAUUCAAGAAAAAAUAUUCCUCUGGGACAUGAGAACUAUGACCUUAAAAUGAAAAAGACUUUAAUUUUUGGUCACAAUACACACUGCCUAGGUAUUUCUCAAAUGAUUAAUUAUAGUAGAAAUGCCUAAAACAGGAAUCUGCUGCUUUAUUCAGAUGCCAUGUUAUCACAAUAGCAGCUGCAUAAGAAGAAACAAAUGUUAAUUUUGGUUAGUAUUCAGAUAUUUGAGUAAUAUAUGUAAUCUUACACUGGAGACUGUAGUAUGUGACUAAGUGCUUAAUUAAUCUUUGCAUAUGCUAAAUGCCUUGCUGAGAUCCUGUGAAGUUCCCCCUUUGUCUUGUCUGUUUUUUUCAACAUGUCAACAUAGAGCUAUUUAAGGUGUUCAAAAUCAGCAGAUACUAUUGUAAAGUCACAGUCACAGUUUGGAUGAAAAUGUGUGCCUAAAACCUAAACAAUAAACUAAAUUCAUUUUAGAUGUUAGGAUUUCAAAUUAUACUGUACAUAAACAUUUAUUUUAACUGAUGGUGUUUUACUAAUAAAUCUCAGAUUAUUAAAAAUGAACUGUCUCUUUUAACAUAUCUGCUAUGUCUGCAUUUAUCUUCCUGUUCACUCUGUGUUUAAUCAAGAGCAACAUUUUGUUUUUACUCAGAACUGUAUUCUUUUUCAGUUUUUGCUGUGCUGGAUUCUAAUCAAGACUGAUAUUUGCUUGUUUAUUUAGAAAACACUAUUUUCAAGAAAUUAUUGCAGUUAGUGAUCCUGAUUAAAUAUAUAUAUAUAUAUAUAUACACACAAUAUAUAUAUAUAUAUAUAUAUAUGCAAUUUAUAUUUUAGCCAAAGAACAUAUAAUGAGUAUCCUUGAAAAUGAAAUUGAACAAAAAUAUGGGGCCUGACUAUGAAGUCUUAUAAACACAGUUCUCUGGUCUUUUAAGGGGGAUAAUCUUCAAUUUCGUAAAUGCUAUUUUUGUUUUGAAUUGUUUUGCUCCUCUAUCUGUAAUUUAAGGAAAUGCUUUUGUAUAAUUGAGAUAUUCCUUUUUAUGAAAUAGGUAGUACAGAGAUGUAUGGAGGUCGUACAUUAUAUUCUAUUUAAGAAAGUUCAUAGGUUUCAAAAUUUCUCUUCUAUGUACUAGUGCCUCAUAUCGCCAGUAUCAGCAGGGAUGAAAUAUGCAUUUAUCUUCAAAUAGAUGUAGUAGUUAUUUCUGUAUGAAGAAAUACAUACAGAUACAAACAUUUAGGCUAUUUUCAAGCUAUGAGUAGCAAAAAUGUAUAGUUUUACAAGAAAAUUUGAGUUAGUAAAAAUAAAUCAUAAUUAAGCUUUGUAAGCAGGUGGUUAAAUUUUAUAAAUCCCACUGAUCAAAUGGGGCCAUGAGAAUAUUAUUUUGAGAAGCAUAAUUUUAGGGAGGAGAGUACAGGUUGGAUAACUUUUCUCUGUAUCUAGUAAUUGUGAAUCUGAGCUCACAAUCUUCGGCUGCAGUUGAGCCCAUCCUCUCCCUUGCACUCUAACUAAGGUACUCUUGGUAAUGAAGGGCUAAAGUAUUGUGGACCAUAUAAUUUAUUCUUUAAACUCCUUUUCAUUGAAAAGAAAAAGUGAAAUGUCAGCAAUGAAGUGCUGAGAGUUGGUGGUGUUUCCAUGUCCACUUUGGUUAUAUAGAAAUCCCAAAUGUCAAAUUUUGUGAAAGUGUUGGAAAAUGUUUAUAUAUGCUAAUGUUAUUAAUCAACAUGCCAUUGAUUAUAAAAAUAAAUAAUUCCUUCUAAAAAAAAAAGCAAUAAACUGUACAUUGAAGGAGUUAAAUUAUAAAACAAUAAUAAAAUGUUAUCUAUAGCAGA